UUGACUAUAUAAAAACUGUUUCUCCUCAGGACAAUGCAAGGAGUGCAAAAACUUCAACUCCAUGUUUGCCAUCCUCUCUGGGCUGGGUCAUGGAGCAGUCUCCAGACUAAAGCAGACUUGGGAGAGACUACCUUCCAAGUAUCAGCGAAUGUAUCAUGAAAUGCAAGAGCUGAUGGACCCUUCAAGAAACAUGAGCAAAUAUCGUAAUUUAGUUCAGAAUGAAAAUAUUCAAUCGCCAAUUAUUCCAUUUUACCCAGCUGUUGCCAGGGACUUGACAUUCACCCAUGAAGGCAAUGAUGAUAAGGUUGAAGGCCUCAUUAAUUUUGAAAAACUUAGAAGGAUAUCAAGAUACAUUCGAGACCUUCAAAAUAUGUGUUCUGCUCCUUACGAUUUAUUCAACAUCCAGGAUGCUGGAGGUCAGCCACCAAGUUCUGCUUUGAUAUCUCUCAACCAGAUGGCUGGUGGUGGACACCAGACUGAUACAGUUAAGAGACGAAAGAAGUCAACAGCUGCUCCUGAUAAAAAGAUGUAUGAAGAGGCUCAGAUGGUUCGACGAGUGAAGGCGUAUCUGUCUCGCAUGAACAUAAUUGUGGAUGAAGAUCAACUUCGCACCAUGUCGUAUGAGUGUGAAGCUGGCUCGGAGGGUCACAAAGCAGCUGCUGGAUCAGUGAGUCACAACAGUAACAGCAGCAGUGGGUCCAACAGUGCUCCGCCCACUAAUCCACCACCUAGGAAGCGUCCAAACUCACCUACACCAUCCACUACAUCUUCAACAUCAUCAACAUCUCAGACAUCUGAUGGAAAGAAACAGACGGCUAAAUUUGGAGCUACAUCUCCCCAGUCCAUAAGCAAGAUGAAGGCCCUGGCAGAGCCCAAGACGAAGCCUCAUCACGGCCCACGCUCCACAACCCACCACUCUCUCUCUCCCACCCCUUCCCCGGGCCCUCCUCUCAGGGGUGCCAUCACCAACAAUAAUUCUCGCUCAUCUCACGAGUGUUCUCAUUCAGACACUCAUGCAGUACCUGUGGACCUCAGUGCAGAGCCUUCCUCUGUCACCUCCUUAUCCAAACUCCAUAAAUCCCACACCUCAGGUUCAAUGACGGCUGAAUGUCAUGUAGGCCUCGGUGAGUCUGACUCUGGCAUCUCUACCCAUUUUGAUGGACACUCCUCCUCCUCGCUGGAGUGUCUUUACCACUCUUCACCUCCAGCCCACCACCAGCAAUACUCACACCAACCAGAAUCACGGUCGCGGCCCCCUUUCCCCGCACGCUGUGGCCGUGCUGCCACCAAUCCCAGCAGCAGGUGAGUGCCUCUAUCCAAGGCAGUAAUGGUAAUCUUAAGGCUUUUCCCGUGAAGCUUACUAACAAGAUAUAGC
Molecule: messenger RNA, 1375 nt
Organism: Cherax quadricarinatus
Lineage: Eukaryota; Metazoa; Arthropoda; Malacostraca; Decapoda; Parastacidae
Source: RefSeq, a predicted model, not a curated record